Messenger RNA from Carassius auratus (goldfish), 3765 nucleotides. RefSeq names its product syntrophin, beta 2 (gene sntb2). The record is from RefSeq and is a predicted model, not a curated record. Gene Ontology annotation, cellular component: intracellular anatomical structure; dystrophin-associated glycoprotein complex; synapse. Gene Ontology annotation, molecular function: protein binding; structural molecule activity. NCBI's taxonomy places the organism in Eukaryota, Metazoa, Chordata, Actinopteri, Cypriniformes, Cyprinidae. The transcript has 7 exons. Bases 215 to 1771 code for a protein of 518 amino acids.
UCAUGGUUGUCUCAGCAGUCCGAUCUUCAGGAUGUUUUUAAUUUUAUAGUUUCUUCGUGCAGUGAUCGCAAAUUCAAGCGGCCGCGGAAAUAAACCGAUGUUUUAACUUAUUUAACAGACAUAAAAUAUUUUCCUCUUCCUUCCUCUGGGGAAAUGUGCGUGUAAGUGGGUGGGUCGAGAGAGUUUAAACUUUAUGAUGAGUUAAAGUUUGAUCAUGGCCGUGUGGACCCGCGCGGAGAAACAGGGUCAUCUGGACCUGCUGUUGAGCGACCGCUGGGUCCGGGUCACCGCGGAGCUCACUCGGGACACUCUCACCCUGACGGCGGAGGGCGAGCCGAGCGGGCCAGCGGGCUACUCGGAGCACAACUCUCAUUUAAGAAAUGGCGUUUCUAAUGGCAACGAACUGAACCGAGAUGUUUUUCAGAGCCGCGGGCAACACGACAGUCCGGGUCGGGUCAACGGGUCCGACUCGGAGUCCAGCGGCUAUUGUGACCCGGCGGGGCCGGAGGGGGUUCGAAGGGUUCGGAUAGUCAAGCAGGAGUCCGGCGGACUGGGGAUCAGUAUUAAAGGGGGACGGGAGAACCGUAUGCCCAUCCUCAUUUCAAAGAUCUUCCCCGGUUUAGCUGCGGAUCAGAGUCGAGCCCUGCGGGUCGGCGACGCGAUCCUGUCCGUCAACGGCGGCGACCUCCGCGAUGCCACGCACGACGCGGCGGUGCAGGCGCUGAAGAAGGCCGGGAAGGAGGUGACGCUGGAGGUGAAGUACAUCAGGGAGGUAUCUCCGCUCUUUAAGAAGUCCUCUAUGAGCACCGAUCUGCCUUGGGAUGGGCGUCUUCAGUCCCCAAACCUCAGCAGCAGCGACGAGUCGCCCAAGAGCAGUGUAACCCGUGACAGAAAGGUCAUCCCGCUCAAAAUGAGCUUCAUCAGCCGAAACCUCACCAUGCCUGACCUGGAAAACAGGCUGCUGGAGCUUCACUCUCCGGACGGACAGCACACUGUGGUGCUGCGGUGUAAAGACGGGGCGUCCGCUCACUCCUGGUUCACAGCCAUUCACACAAAUAUUGCUGCUCUAUUGCCACAGAUGAUGGACCACAUCAACUCUUUCUUGUGCAACCCCAGCGCCAACACACACUGCACAGUCAAACACAUCGGCUGGCUGGCAGAGCAGCUGGACGGUGGGCGGCAUCAGUACAGACGAGUGGUCAUGGCGCUCACAGAGAAAGACCUCCUGCUGUUCCAGUCCGUGCCCUGGACACAUGAGAGCUGGUCCUCACCUCUCCUGACCCAUCCACUGCUCGCUACACGGCUGGUUCACUCGGGCAGCGUCCGCAGUCCUCCGGCUCUGGGUGGAGAUCUGAUGUUCGCCACACGAACAGGCACCGGCCGAGGCAUCGAGUCUCAUGUGUUUCGUGUGGAGACACACUGGGAUCUGUCCACGUGGACACGUGCGCUGGUGCAGGGGGGACACCUGGCUGCUGAGCUCAUCAAAGAGGUCUCCAUAGGCUGUGUGUUGAACAGACAGGACGUGCGUCUGAUCCUGCACUAUGACAGAGGGUUCACUGUGAAGCGGGAAUCUGCCGAAUCCGUGCUCUUCCACUUCCCCUACGAGCGGCUCAAGAUGUCUGCAGACGAUGGAGUCAGGAAUCUCUACCUGGACUUCGGUGCUCCAGAGGGAGAGAUGGUGUUUGAGCUCCACUCGGGCCCGAAGCCUGUGGUCUUUGUGCUUCACUCGUUUCUCUCAGCCAAACUGGCUCGUUUAGGACUGCUCACAUAGGAUCAACAGGAAAUGAUGGAGGUCAUUUAUUUCAGUGAUUUAUUGACAUCUAGUCUUUUACUCAAGCAGUGUUUUCAUAGCUCUACUUCUCUUCUAGCUAACACAUUAGUUCAGUGGUUGUGUGUGUGUGUGUGUGUGUGGGGCGUUCGAAGGCAGAAAACAAUCUCAUUUUCCUCUGAUCAGGAACACCAAUCGUGCCUUUUCAUCUAGAGCCAACAAGCUUUUACAGAACAUUUUCAGGCUUUGCAGAAUAACCAAAAUGAACAUUAUUCUUGUAUUAUCUGUUGUUUUUCAUACAUCUGAGCUGUAUUUAUGUUUCUAUGUGUUGCAUGGCAAAGACUGUUACAUCUGUGUGCUAUAAUCUGAAAGAAUAUGUGUCACUGAAUGUGGAAGACAGCCAUCCAUGCUAAUAUGGAGAAAAUGAAGCUUUAAAUACAUUCCCUCAUGACUGACCAAAAAUAACCUCCUUAAAGUUAACACGGUAAGGUGUUGAAUAGGAUCGGUUCAGUUUAAAUAAUAUAAAAAAAAAUCUCUUUAUAUAAAUGCUUCUUAAUCAGUAUUUGAUGAGUGUUUAGUUCUUGUUGCAGGCUUCCCACUGUCAUAAAAAAUGGGAAAUAUCAGGGAAUUUAACAUUCUGGGGUCCAGGCUUGGAAAUGUGAAGGAAAUUAAUGAAAACUUACUAUUAUUAAAUAAAUCACGAGGAAAAAGCCCUAUUUGUAUAGUCAGUAUGCAUUUUCUAGUUAUAUAUACAUUUAGCUUUGCUUUUUAUGAGUUCAGUCUUUAUAAAAUGUCUUUAAAAUAAUACUAAUCCAGUUAUUAGGCAAGACUGUAAAAGUCAUGGAAAUGUUUCGGUCAAAAUGUGUGGGGACCAUCAUGUUAUUAGCACUGAUAUGUGUUUUUCGUGGCGUGUAUGUUUUAUGUCUAUCAGUAUAAUAUCACUAUAGCAUCAGUAUAUAUUCUUUAUUAACAUUUUGAUAUUUUUAUGUAAGGCAUGUAAUGUAAACUGCACCUGAUUUAUAUUAACCCAUCACUUCAAUCUCAGACGCCGUAGUUUAAGAGUUUUAAGGGUCAUUCCCUCAUAAGUAAACUGCAUUAGGCAGCGUGCACAAUGGAGGAAGUAAGCUCUUGUAGGAAAAGAAUAUGAACAAUGUGACAAUAUAUGGAGGAAAUGACAUUUUGAAAGUGAGAUUGUGUGAACAGCAUUUAUUUAUAACCAUAGCUCAAGCAAGCUUAACCGAAGCAAUAUCUAUAUUUUAAUAUUUCUUAUUUUACCAUAAGGGUCAUACCACAGAUGAGAUGGUUAGGUCCAUUUAAAAAAGCGUAAAACACAAAUGUAUCUGCUCAAGGACCUCAUAUGCAACAUAUUUUAUGCUUUAAGUGCCCUUAAACUUUUAUAGUCUGUUUUUCAUUCUACUAUCAUAAAUAUUUUGAAAUCAGAGGCUCAAAAGAUUUCACUGAUGUGGGAAACUUGCUUAUUUCUUCUGAAGUGUAUAUUAAAAGAGAUGCGUGAUGCUUUUGGCUGAUUUUUCUUUGACUGAGGUUGUUGAGCAGUCUGAUCAGUCAUAGUUUUGUGUGACAUUACGUGCGGUCACAUAAUUUUAAUUUAUGUUAUGAGAUCAGACCACUAACUGAAGACCCUUUGCUUUGUCUUAACUAUGAAACUGUUAAACACUUGCCAGAUUUACAAAUGUGUAAGUGGGAUGUUUGAAGCCGAUUUUUGACCAAUGCUUCAGACUGUGAAUGUACUUUAUAAAACCAUAGAUACAUGCCUCGGUUUCAAUAUUUGUUCAGCAUUUUUAGGUAAUAGCUUGAUUUGUCUUUAUUUUGAAGAGCAAAGGUUGAACCAAAGUUCACUUGUGGCAGCUUGCAACACACAAAUGCAAAAAUGCUUAUUCGUUUGUAUAUCUAUUAUAACUUACAAAUGCCUGUAACCUGAAGCUAUGCAUUCUGUCUUUAUGUACAUGUCAUAUAAAAAUAAAAACAUGUAAAUGAAA